Aspergillus niger is the source of this 1452-nucleotide messenger RNA. RefSeq lists its product as uncharacterized. The record is from RefSeq and is a predicted model, not a curated record. The transcript is spliced from 3 exons. NCBI's taxonomy places the organism in Eukaryota, Fungi, Ascomycota, Eurotiomycetes, Eurotiales, Aspergillaceae. Bases 1 to 1452 code for a protein of 483 amino acids.
AUGGUUGGACUUGAAGGAAGACGUCUGACUGACCAUCAGGCUGGUUGUUCUCUCCCUCUACAGUCAUCAAUAAUCGGAGGAAAUCAUUUAUGCAAGAUGCUCAAUCACUUGCAUACGAGAAAACGUACGCCUCUUGAUGUCCUGACAAAUACUACUCGAAACACCAUCUCUCUUGCUGCCACAAUGGAAAUAGAACUCGACUUCGUACUGGAAGAUCUCCGUCACGCGGAGCAACAGGCAACAAAGGCAGAGCUGGACGUCAAACAUGCGGAGCAAGUUGAGGAGGCCAGACAGGAAGUCAGACAAGCAAAGCAGCGGGCUGCACAGGCAAAGCUUGGAGUCAAGCGGGCAAAAUCGAGACACCAACAGCUAGUGCUAGAAACCAAGCAAUUAAAGCUCAAGACCAAGCAACUACAGCUGUUAAUCAAACAGGCACGACAGCAAGUUGAAUCAAGCAGCCUCUUUGCUUUUCUCGAAGAGUGUCAUAAGCUUUCUCUUGCUAUCAGUUUCCAAACGAACAUGUCAAAAACAUAUCAUGGUUCAAUCGAUCCUUUCGGUAGAUUACGUCCCAAGCGCAUAAUACCCUGGGGAGCUUUUCCCGCUUUCCAGCAGGCCAUUUGGAAGGCUAUCGAUGAUGAAGAUCCAGAAUUCUCCACACAUCGCGCUUUCGCGUCCAAGAAUCAAUUUGAGUUCAUUGGAAAUGGUGCUACCCGACCUAUAGCAUCCGAAUCUCAUCUUCAAUCCUUCCAACGUGAGACCGUGGAUAAUCAUGUACAAUCCAUUCUUGUUGAGAUGAACAACAACGAGAGACUGCGUCAGCGUUUCAACAUUCACGGAUAUGUUAGGUCUGAACAUGAGGACAACAAUAAUAAUGCGUUUUACAUCCAUGUAGAGUCGGAUGAGCAAGAAGUCCCUCUGUAUGCUGUUGAGUACCAAACCCCGCACGUGCUAUCAAUGUCUGAGAUUAUUGCUGGCCUUCAUGUGAUGAAUCUGGAUGAUGACUUCAUUGACAAUAAUGGUGGUAGCUUCGACAAGCAUGCAACCUGGGUUGUGGCAGCAGUAAUCACGCAGUUAUUCUCCAAUAUGGUCAAUAUUGGAGUUCAAUAUGGCUAUAUCUACACCGGGGAGGCCUUCAUCUGUCUUCAUAUCACAGAAGACCCGUCAGUGGUGCAAUACUAUCUGCUUAUCCCCAAUUUAGACGUCACUGAUGGAGAUGAGUUUCGGCUCCAACGCACAGCAGUUGCUCAUGUUCUCGCCUUGACCCUGAACACCAUGCAAGCUAGUCCACCACCUCAGUCAUGGUACGAUGCAGCUGAGCAACUGGACGAAUGGGAAAUUGACUACCCUGAUCCCUUAGGACACAUACCGGAAUCGGUCCGCAUAAAACUACCGUCAGAAUACAACCCACCAUCUUGGAAAUCCAUUGAGGAACUCCCUUCUUUUCCAUUAUGA